Artibeus jamaicensis (Jamaican fruit-eating bat) is the source of this 723-nucleotide messenger RNA. RefSeq names its product SRY-box transcription factor 14 (gene SOX14). Gene Ontology annotation, molecular function: RNA polymerase II cis-regulatory region sequence-specific DNA binding; DNA-binding transcription factor activity, RNA polymerase II-specific. The transcript has a single exon. Gene Ontology annotation, biological process: negative regulation of transcription by RNA polymerase II; cell differentiation; anatomical structure morphogenesis. Bases 1 to 723 code for a protein of 240 amino acids. NCBI's taxonomy places the organism in Eukaryota, Metazoa, Chordata, Mammalia, Chiroptera, Phyllostomidae. The record is from RefSeq and is a predicted model, not a curated record.
AUGUCCAAACCUUCAGACCACAUCAAGCGACCCAUGAACGCCUUCAUGGUAUGGUCCCGAGGCCAGAGGCGCAAGAUGGCCCAGGAAAACCCCAAGAUGCACAACUCAGAAAUCAGCAAACGCCUAGGCGCCGAGUGGAAGCUUCUGUCGGAGGCAGAGAAGCGGCCGUACAUCGACGAAGCCAAGCGGCUCCGCGCGCAGCACAUGAAAGAGCACCCCGACUACAAGUACCGGCCGCGGCGCAAGCCCAAGAACCUGCUCAAGAAGGACAGGUAUGUCUUCCCCUUGCCCUACCUGGGCGACACGGACCCGCUCAAGGCGGCCGGCCUGCCCGUGGGGGCCUCCGACGGCCUCCUGAGCGCGCCCGAGAAAGCCCGGGCCUUCUUGCCGCCCGCCUCGGCGCCCUACUCCCUGCUGGACCCUGCGCAGUUUAGCUCAAGCGCCAUCCAGAAGAUGGGUGAAGUGCCCCACACCUUGGCCACCGGCGCGCUGCCCUACGCGUCCACCCUGGGUUACCAGAACGGCGCCUUCGGCAGCCUCGGCUGCCCCAGUCAGCACACGCACACGCACCUGUCCCCCACCAACCCGGGCUACGUGGUGCCCUGUAACUGUACCGCCUGGUCUGCCUCCACCCUGCAGCCCCCUGUCGCCUACAUCCUCUUCCCGGGCAUGACCAAGACUGGCAUAGACCCUUAUUCGUCAGCCCACGCCACGGCCAUGUAA